AUGACUCCGGCCGAGGUGAGGCCGCUGGCGACGGGUUCGGUCCUGAGCGUGGCUUCCUGCCUCAUCGUGGGCACCAACCUCCUGGUGGCCGCCGGCCUCCUGCGCCUCCUGGCCAAGCGGCGCAGCCAGAGCCGGUGCUUCGUCCUCAACCUGGCACUGGCCGACACCCUGGUGGGCUUGGCCGUCACCGGCCUGGCCACCGAGGACUUCGGUACCGACGUCGCCUCCGCGGACUACCGCUACGUCCGUCAAGGUUCCAGAAACUUGACAUCUCCCGCUCCUGGAAAGAGCCGUUGUUUGAUGCGGAUGGCCUUUGUGAUUUCGCCCUGCACGGCGUCUAUUUUGUCCAUGUUUCUGAUCUCGUUGGACCGCUAUGCAGCCAUCAAAGUGCCCCUGAGGUACUCCAGUUUCUCUGGAAAGGGGUCAGCGGCCGGGUCCCUGGUGGCUCUUUGGGCUUGUUCGCUCCUCGUGGGAUUCUCACCAGUGAUGAUCCGCCAGCUGCAAGCGGACGACUUCGGUGGCCUGUGCGCCUUCUUCUCCGUCAUCUGCCCGUCGGGCAUCAUCGUCCUGUUCAGCGUGUGCUUCUUUCCCGUCCUCUCUGCGUUCGUCUACAUCUACAUGGACAUCCUGAAGAUUGCCCGCGGCCACCAACGGCAGAUCUUCCGCAUCGGCCGUGCGGGCUCUCGGACCACCGACGCCCACCGGGACCCUCCUCGGUGGCCUCGAGCGAGGAGCCGGCGACAAAGCCACGUCAAGGCCCUGAGGACGGUGGCCCUGCUGGUGGGCUGCUUCCUGACCCUGUGGUGCCCCUUUUUCUUGGUGAGCAUCGUGCAGCUGCUGUGUAAAAGCUGCCGGCUCAUCGCGGUGUUGGAGAACCACCUGUGGCUUCUGGGCAUGUCCAACUCUCUCAUCAAUCCGCUGGUGUACGCCUGUCGGCAGAGGGAGGUGAGGACGGAGAUUGCCGACAUGUUUGCGUGCUUGGCGGGAAGGGGGUCGGCUCCCGGACCCGUCUUGGAGGUUUGGGACCUUCGGUCGCACGCGCAGACUUGA
Messenger RNA from Phycodurus eques (leafy seadragon), 1050 nucleotides. RefSeq names its product glucose-dependent insulinotropic receptor. Gene Ontology annotation, molecular function: phosphatidylcholine binding; G protein-coupled receptor activity. Gene Ontology annotation, biological process: G protein-coupled receptor signaling pathway. NCBI's taxonomy places the organism in Eukaryota, Metazoa, Chordata, Actinopteri, Syngnathiformes, Syngnathidae. Gene Ontology annotation, cellular component: membrane. The record is from RefSeq and is a predicted model, not a curated record. Bases 1 to 1050 code for a protein of 349 amino acids. The transcript has 2 exons.